Messenger RNA from Opisthorchis viverrini, 1164 nucleotides. RefSeq lists its product as hypothetical. The record is from RefSeq and is a predicted model, not a curated record. The transcript has a single exon. The coding region runs from base 1 to 1164 and encodes 387 amino acids. Lineage: Eukaryota; Metazoa; Platyhelminthes; Trematoda; Opisthorchiida; Opisthorchiidae.
AUGUCAGUGUAUAUCUUUUGCGUGUUCUCAUUCGUGCUCACAUUUAUAUCGGGCGGAAAAUGUGCAUUUAAGACUAACCGGUGCAGCUGUUGUUUACGCGCAAACAACCCCUGUGAUUGUCCCAAACUCUGGUUCAAAAAGUAUCCAGACCGGUGCGGCGUUGGGAUCACAAAUGCUUCUAGAGGGUUGCUAAAUCAACCUGUUGUAUUCGUUGAAGCUGCCUACGAGUUGGAUGAUGGGUUUUACACAUUAUUCGUCUUGGAUAUGGAUGGUUUGAGCCCGGGCAAAACAUGGUCCAAUGGCUAUCUUGUCUUUGCAGCCGCAAACAUUGAAGCUGAAUGUCUGAAACUGCAGACUGGAUGUCGACCGAUGCCCACAGUGGAACCACAGUUCCUACCAUGUCACGGAAAUGUGGCACGCUAUGGGCCAUUGAGGCUGAUACUUUUCAAACAAAGUAAAAUCUACAACGGUAGCUCCAGCAUCAUAUCCUCGGACCGUACCAUCCGCUACGAGCACUUAUACAAUAGUGACUAUCUCCGUCUCCCUCCAGUUCGAAUGAACGAGUACACGGCACAGUACUGUAAAGAUUCCGGGUCACAUAUACUUCAGCUUUCAACAAAAAGACAAGAAAGAUAUCAGUUUGGUUGUAGCUAUAUGAAAAAUCAUCGUGAUCGAAUAACCAGUACUUUUCUGCAGCACUUUCCUAUCAUACCGGUUUUGCAGGCGAACGUGACCUUUGAGUUGAACCGAUGCCACAUCUACGAAGACUGGCUGUCAAAGCCACUCCGCCCACGCAGUGAAUCGAAAGAAUUUAGGAAGAAAUGCCCCUUUGAUACGGUGACAUGGGCUCGUAAUGUUGCCAAAGGAAAAAACGGCACGGAAUUUCUGGCGUUCCUGAGAAAUCGCGCAGAUGAUUGGUUUGGUCUUACGCAGAUUGAAAUGAUGCACCUUGAGAAAAUUAUGAAUUCAUCCUCGAUGUUCGAACCGGUGCAGAAUGAGGACGGCGGUGCACCUCCGGAUAUACAUGCCUAUUUCUGUCCUGCGUUUGUCAGACAAUUCAAGAAGUGUGUGAGAGUGGCAGCACGGGGUGAGGCUUACAGCCAGAUUUUGUGGAUUCUUGGAGAGAAGUGGAGUCCAAAUUUGGAAAUGUAUCGGACUGACUGA